Messenger RNA from Cryptomeria japonica (Japanese cedar), 4376 nucleotides. RefSeq lists its product as uncharacterized. The record is from RefSeq and is a predicted model, not a curated record. The coding region runs from base 347 to 3358 and encodes 1003 amino acids. The transcript has 11 exons. Lineage: Eukaryota; Viridiplantae; Streptophyta; Pinopsida; Cupressales; Cupressaceae.
AAUAUAAAUUUAGAUAACUUUCAAGGGAAUGGAGAACAACCCUAUUUCAACAGGGAGCGGACGCUGAUACACCGCAAUCAUAGUACGACAUUUAGCAGUAAAAUAAACAAAAGAAAUACAAUUCAGAUCGAGAAAAUGGAACUGUAACUAAAAAUUUUCUCCAGGUACCUUCAUGGAGCAUUGAGAGCUUUCAAGAAACACGCGAUAAGGGUAGUAAAUAAAAACCCAAAAUUUUAUCGAAUAGAAUUCCUUUCUAUCGCGUUUUGUCGGUCGGUCCUCGUUGAUACACAGGGUUUUUCAUCUACGAAGAAGGGGGUUCAUUUUUUUUUAAUUGUUUCUCCAGUGAAUGGAAAACAUGGACGCCGUACAGCAAAAUCACAGGGCGAUGAGACCAAUGAUCGAUCCCCAUCAGCAACAGCAGCAACAACAGGCGGGGUGGUAUCCAGGGCAGGCGCAGUUUCAGUAUCCAGGAGCGCAGCAGCAGCAGUGGGCUCCACCCCCGCCAUUAGAUCACUAUGGUCAAGUAUUGAAUCAACAUUACCCUCUGCCGCCGCCUCCUCCACAACGGCCUAUGCCGCCCCAUCAGGUUACUCACAUGUAUGCUCAACCGGAUCAGGCUUGGGCAAAUCCAGGCUGGAGCCAUCAACCACCCUGGGAGUUCACAGCAGGUAACAGCACAGGAGUCAACAAUGAAGAUGAUUGGGCUGCUAAAGCAAGAGCAUGGGCAGCGGGUAAGGCAGCUAUGGAAUCUCAGCAGGCACAAUCUCAGUUUGCACCUAUAAAUAGGCCAGUUGAGCAUCAAGUUUACCAAGGUCAUUAUUCUCAGCCAUUUCACACUCAGUUUGCUGAAGUUCAGCAACCCUCUUUCCCAGCAUUGGGUCAUCAAUCUGUUCAACCACCUGCAGUAUCUACCCCAAAUAUCACUGCAAAUCAGGUUCAGGAUUCUUCAUCUCAUUAUCCUAAUGAUGUGUCAUCUUCGUACAUCUCGGAUGUGUUUACAUCUUAUGGAUCAAAAGAUGAUGUUACAAUUCAAGAGCAAAAUGCUUCGGGUAUAUCGUCUCAAGGAUCCAUUCCUAUCACCACUGCUAAUUAUUCACAAGAAAUGCCCAGGAGUUAUUCCUCGGUUCCAGGUUUUGAAGAACAAGCUAAGCAAAUGCCAACUUUAAAUUCACCAUUGUCAUCAUCUGUUGAUUUGCAACAAGAUGAGUAUAUGUUACAGGCACAAAUGCAUUCAAAUUCAACAUCACAGCCAAUUGAGCAGCCUCAUUUUACAUAUUCUGAUCAGCAAGAGGCCCCUGUUCCUGAAGUCAGUCAUCAACAACCAGAAUUUGAACGUGAUGCUCAAGAUUAUCACCAACAUCAGCAAUCCAGCUAUUUGCAGCCUGUACAAACAGUGGCAAGUGAUGGUCAAGAGUACAAUGGGCCAGCGUCCUCAGUGCCUGGCUGGACUCAGUUGGGACCAUUUCCACCUGUUCCUCCUGCAAUAUCGUUGAAUCAUCAGUUUGAACAUCCAUAUACGCCCAUACCUCAUCCAAUCCAUGGGCAUCCAGCACAUUUGUUUGGGAGGGUUCCCGGUCCACAACCUGGGCCUGGAUUCCGUCCAAAUAUGCCACCAAUUGGUGUGUCUUUUGGCAUGGGACCACUGAGCCCUAGUCUACCACCUGGACAACUAGGAAUGGUCGGGCCUGCUUUUAUGGGAGACAAUAAUGGGGCCUUUGGUGUUCCUGAGCGCCCCAAGAAGGCUUCUGUGCCUAAUUGGCUAAGAGAAGAAUUGAAAAAGAAGGCUGCUGUUGUAGCAAAUACCUCAGCACUGGGCCAUGCAUCAGAGGAUUCUUUUCGUGCAAGUGAAUCUGAGGAUCUAAAUCAUUCAUUUCAGAAAUCUGAUUAUACAGAUAUCAAAAGUGUUGAUUCACACCGUUCUAGCGAUGAUGAAGAUGAAGAGGAUGAGGUGGAAGCAACCAGGACUGCUGCAAUCAAUCAGGAAAUUAAACGUGUAUUGACUGAAGUAUUGAAGAAGGUGACUGAUGAUCUUUUUGAUGAAAUCGCCCAAGAAGUUCUUGAUGAGGAUGAUAAUAUUAUUCAAGUUAAAAAGCAACCUGUAAAUGAUCGAGGGAGAAUGAAAAUUUCAAGGGCAUCUCCUCCACCUUCACAAGUUAAGUCUACAACAGUAUCCACAAAGGUUGUUGUUUCAGCCAACAAUGCUACUGCAGGCAGUGGGGAGGAGGAUGAUAAUUCAAGCUCAAGUGCACCUGGUGGAAAUGUUCUUGGGCUUGCAAAUUAUGCAUCUGAUGAUGAGGAUGAUGGGCCUGAUCAAACUCAGCAGGUUUCAUCUCAUGUUUCAGAGCAGCAAGAUGCCAAUCUGCUGGGAGAAAAUGAACACAUGGAGGAUCAUGUGGGCCAGUCAAGACCACACGAAUCAAAUAUUAUCGAGUAUUCGAGAGGGGAAAAGUCAAAAGAUGAUCAGAAAAGUGAUACAGACGAUGAGAAAGAUAAUCCUAGGAUUAAAGAACAUGAUGAAGAUACAGCAGUCCACAAGGAUACUGGAAGAGCUGGUGAGGAACAUGGAAAUCUGAAGGCUAUGUUAAACCAAAAUACUCAAAAAUUUCUGGACAAGGGUUCCGAAAGAAACCAAGUAAAUUUAAAACAUAACCAUAAUGAUGUUGAAGUCGACAAAAGGAGGUCAAAUGAUUUCAAGGAUAAAGAAAGCAGAAGUAAGGGAAUUGACAAGACUGAUACUAGAAAGAGUGUAGCUGAAGUAAUUGAGGAAAGAGAAAUGAAAAACAGAAAAGGAGAUGGCAAGCAACAUGAUUUGGUUCAGCAAAGGAAGGAUGGGGAUAAAGGGAGGGAAAGAGAGAGAGAAAAGGAGAAAGAGAAACGAGGGGACAGAGAGAGGGGAAAAGAUGGACAAAAGGGAAGAGAAAGAGAGAAAGAAAAGGAAAGAGAGAAGAUAAAGGACAGAGAGAAAAAUAGAGCUGUGGACAAGAAAAGUGAUAAAGAAAAGAUCCGAGAGAGAGAAGGGAGAAAGGAUACAGAACGGACACAUGACAAGGAAAGGAAGAAGGAUCAUGUUAGAGAGAAAAGGGCAACUGACAAUAGUAAGAGAAGUGAUAAAGAGAGGGGUGAGAGGAAUGGCACAGGAAAAGAAAGAGAUGUGAAGGAUACUGGAAAGAGAAGGAAACGCUCGUCAUCAGUAAGCAGCAGAGGUCGAAACAGCAAGGUUGACUCGCUUGAUAGCAAUAAUAGUAGUUCAGAGCCUGAAGGAACAGAGAGAACAAGACGGAGGAGGUUGCAGUCAAGCAGGCGAAGUUCAUCACCAUCACCUAUCAGAUCUCGAAAGAGGUCGGUUCUUCUGGGGUAAGAAGUUUCUUCACAACUAGAUUUGUUUAACUUACCCAAUGAGUAUGAUGAUUGUUAUUUCUAGACAAGUUUCGCGGUCUCGUUCUCGUUCACCACAUGCCAGGCAUUCUCAUCGCAGGCAUUCCCCUUUUCCUUCUCAUGAUGCCAGGUAAGAGGCCGACUAUUUUCCUUAAUAUAGCUUAUGAAAAUUUGUAAGAUCGACGACACAUUAACAAUAGGAUGGAUGAUCCAUGCAGUAUGUUGUGAAAGGUGAGUUUUUGUUCAAGUUUUAUGAUUUAUGAUGUUAACUUUUGUUAAUUAUAGGCGCAAGCAGUCAAGAUCAGGAUCACGAUCACCUGCUCGCAGGAGGAGAUGAGCUGAAUGCUGAAUUUUAGCUGAGGAUUACAUAAGCUUGAGCUGGUUCUCCAAGAAAUUACAUGGGAAGAAAUGUUCAAUUGUGGUGACAUUUCUUUAUCAAAGAAAAAUAUAUUGGUUGUGAUUUUUUAGAGGCAGUAAAGAAAGCAACCAUCUUAAAGGAUGAAUCGUAGGAGCUUUUGUUUGAGCUCUCUGUGAUGGCAUCCUUGAUCCUUGCCGAAAUGUUACAACUUACAAUCACUGCUGAGCGGUGGAUAGGAAAAUCAACAUGAUAGUAAGGGAAUUGCUGUUUCUGCAUCAACUUUGAGAAUAGUGAUAGCACUUGCUCACCUCUUUGACAUGUUGCUAACCUUGAGUCUGCAAGUAGUAAUGUAUUAUGACACGUAUUCAAAUUGUAUGAAGGGAUUGUUUCUCUUUGCACUCCAGUAUUAGGGCUGUUGCACAAUGAAGCAAAUACCGUUUCAAUGGGUCUAUUGAACAUUAUUGAAUGCAUAUUCUACUUUUGUGAGGAUUACUACUUGAGAUGAUGCAGUUGGAGAUUUUGCAAGGUAUUUUAUUUCAGUAAGGUAUUACCCCAUCAAUGCAGUUGGGUAAACUCUUGUGAAGUUCCAGAGUCAAUCUGUUAGGUAGUCUUUGGAAAUUUUUUAUGUAGAGUGUUUUGGACA